Molecule: messenger RNA, 8542 nt
Organism: Podarcis lilfordi (Lilford's wall lizard)
Lineage: Eukaryota; Metazoa; Chordata; Lepidosauria; Squamata; Lacertidae
Source: the annotation of a GenBank genome assembly
GGCGUCUCUGGCUCUCUCGACUCAUUCCUCCUCCGAGUGGGCUUGAAAGAGCGGCCGAUGGAUGAAUCGGCCGGCGACCCUGAAGCCUUGUGCAAAGUAGAGGAGGCGGAGAAGCGACGGCAGGGAGCUUAGGCGCCGCAUCCGGCUCAUUGCGGGAAGUCAAGAUGGCGGCGGGUAAGUGUGGGAAGCAGCUCUUUCCCUCCGCCGCAGCCGCCCCCCUCUCACCGGGAAUAAAGGGGGCCCCGCUGGGGGGUGACGUUGUAGAACGCAGAGCUCUUAUUUUGGGAAGGUUUGAGGGGUCGGACUAAGCGGGUUGGGGCCUGGUCUGGGCUUCCGCUCCCUCCCCUCCCCACGGAGUGUACUUGCGGUGCAAGGAGGCGCUCUGAGCCACUGCUCUGGGAAAGGAAGGAGGGCGAGGCGGCCUGGCCAAGUGCAGGGGAGACCCGUAGUGGGGAGCAGGGGGAGGAGGAGGCACCGAGGAAUGGAGGCGGGGGAGACUCCCUCGCUUUGCAGAAACUGCAAAAAACGAGGCAGGAAUUGGGUUUGUUUUUGUAGCUCAGGACGUGCUUCGCUUCUGGUGUGCCUAAGGCGGCCGCCCCAGUUAUCCCCUAGCCCAUCUUUCCAGGUGCUGCCCCCCCUCCAUAAAGGGCCAUAGAACUGUAGAGUUGGCAGGGGUCCCAAGGGUCAUCUAGUCCAACCCUCAGCAAGGAUGGCCACGCAACCUCUGCUUAAAAACCUCCAUUGAAGUAAAACCCACCAGCUUCCCAGGCAGUCCAUUCCAAUGUCAAGCAGCUGUCACCACCCACAAGCUCUUAGUGUUUAGUCAGAAUCUCCUUUCUUGCAGUUAGAAUCAGUUGGUUCGGGUCCUGCCCUCUGGAGCAGCAGAAGACAAGCUUGCUCCAUCUCUCCUUAAGGGGUCCCUGUGCCAGGCUGAGAAAAGGGGUGGUGCCCUGUCACUGAACUAUGGUCACUUCCCAUCACCUAAACAGCAGAAUUCAGCAGAGCUGUGUUGCCCAAACAGGCUUUAAUGAAUUCUAAAGCACAUCUUCAUUUUACUGUAGAGUUGCUAUCUUGUUUUGCCCACAGAUACAAAGUAACAUGAAAGAUUAGUGUAACAGUAGCUCAUUUGUUCAUAAGCUGGUGAGGUGCAAAUUUCCUGGUACAUACUGUGGAAACUUUAAAUCUCAAAGUAGACUUCCCUAGAGAGUCUCUGCCAGCCAGAGUAAACAAUACUGAACUUGAGGGACAAACUGGCUGAAUUGGUCAUUUAAGGCAGGUUCCUCUGUUCCUUUGUAACACAGUUAAAAGUUAUCCUGAUGUGUUUGUAAACUGUAAAAGUAUCAAAUCUGAAAGUGACUGAAUUUUCUUCUUGUUCCAAUUUAAUGUUUAAAAAAAUACUUGAUUGUUAUUGGACAGUGGCCUUGUUUGCACUUUAAUAAUAAUAAAUUAAUAAAAAAAAUUAUUUAGACCCCACCCUCCCCGGCCAAGACCGGGCUCAGGGCUGCUAACAUCUGGUAUAAAAACAAUAGUGCAAAUGCAGUCUGCAAGUGCACAGGGAGACAAAUGAGGCAACAUUGCUCCUCCUUGCGCCUGCAGUGCUACUGAGAGCUACUAGGGUUGUGGCUGAACAUUGGUUUAGUAGUUCCAAACAAAUCACAAGCCAGAAUUCAGAUAUAAUCGUGUCUGGAUGUGAGCUGUAUCUUAGAUUUCAAUAAUGCAGGAGUGGGGAAGAGCAAAGUGACUGAUCAGUUGCUUACAAAGUUUUUUUGCCUCACUUGGAAGCAAUCCUCAUAGAGAGCAAUAACACUUACUUUCAAAUAAAUGUGCUUAAAGCUGAAACCUUAAUUUUGCAAAGGGUUCAAAGAACCAUGUAAAGGUAGAUAACUAGUAUUCCUAUUUACAGGUGAUUGUAAAAUAGAGUUCUUUUUGAACUCAUCUCUGAUCUAGCAUCUCCAACUCUUUAGCACUGGACCAUGUUGGCUCUUAAAUUUACAUUUAUAAAAUGUAAACUUUGGAGUAUGUGUAAUAAAAAAGCAUACCAUUUAACUAUCUCUAUGAAAAAUUCUUUGUUUCAUUUUUUAGUCAGCUUUUCUGAUUUGUAUGUGAGUUAAAUAAUGUUUUAUUAGAACAGCUGUAAUGAAUCUGAGUGAGACAUUUGUUAGGUAGUGUAGUCUUCAGAGGAGAAGAGCAAUUGCAGUGGAGUAGAUUUCUUCUAGCACAGAUGCAGUUGCAGGGGAAGGAGAGCAUGAGAUUUCUUCAACUAGCUUCUAUUUUGUCCUUUUCUUUCUUGCAGGCAACUGAGAACCACUUUGGCUGAAGGGAAGCCUUGAGUAUAGAUUUCCCUUGCUUGGCUUCUUCUAGUCUGGAGUGAACAUGGUAGCAAAGGGUUACUUUUAAAAAGGAAAGAAAGAAAGAAUCAGUGCAAGCAGCAUCAUGGCAAGUAGCACUUUCCGCACCCGUUUAAAUCUAAAAGUCACUUUCUUAAAUGAUUUAGUUUCCAGGAGCAAGCGGUCCUUUGAAGAGUUUCAAGAGGAGGAGCAACCAGACACAAAGAGACACAAACUCUCCUGCUUGCCUUUUGGUGCACUUGCAGAUCCUUCCUCAUCAAGCAAUGGAAUAGCAGUUUCUGCAGUGUGUUCUGUGGCCACCAAUGGACAACCUGAUGAUAGCAACACAGAUGACAUACUAGAUGACAGCUUACUGGAGCCUUCAGAUGGGGAACUCUCAGACUUUUCCACUGGACUCACUUCUGAAGCUGAAGAUGAACUUUUGUCAGAUAGUCAACCACACUGCCCGGAGACCUCAAAUUCCAUAGCAUUUGAACCAGAUGCAGAACAUGUUAGAAUUUUGUGUGCAUUAGGAUCUUCUAAGCCUUCUGGUACUCUAGAUCUAGAGUCUAGAAAAACAGAGCCACUGUCUCCAGCUGACCCUUUAGUCUGCUCAAGUGCUUGCAGAAAUGACUCUGAAAGUCCAGAAAGUGGGAGUGACUUGAGCACAGGGUCUCAAAACCAAGCUGGAUUUGGUUUGGAUUCAAACAGUUCUGUUCUUCCAGAAGCUGUGCCAGUUGCAACAGCUGCCUUGAGUCUGCAGAAAGAUAACAAUGUGUCUGGGGUAUUGGAUAAAGAAGCUGCUCAGGCAGUGGUAGACGAUAACUUGGAAAGAGUGAGACAGCUCAUGGCGAAACCUGAGAGAGCUGAAGGGCCCUGCAAGGAACAGGCUUCCCUGAAUCAAAAGGACCUAGGAAAAGAGAGUGCAAACAGCCCAGCACAAGAGGCUGAAGGAGAUUUGGAUUCUGCUGGCUUGCAUGAAGAAGCUGCACCAUCCUGUUCCACAUCCAUCGGUGAUCAAAGAAAGGCAUAUAUGGAAGGUCCCAGCAUCAAAGAGCCAAAUUGGUCAGCACCGCUUCUCCUGGUGCCUACAGCUAGGCUUGCUUUCUUGAGUCUUGGUGUGCUAUGCUCUGCUUUCUCCUCUGCAUCUGUUGUGCAGCUGUGCACCCUGGGUGGGAGGGGGUUGUAUUUGAUGUUUGUAUGUGCACAAGAAUACUAAAGCCUGAUGGGGCUUUUCAUGUGUCAUUUAUUUAAUUAUUAAUAAUAAUAAUAAUAAUAAUGUAUCCCUUUGCCUUGCACUAGAUCAGGCAUCCCCAAACUCGGCCCUCCAGAUGUUUUGGGACUACAGUUCCCAUCAUCCCUGACCACUGGUCCAGUUAGCUAGGGAUGAUGGGAGUUGUAGUCCCAAAACAUCUGGAGGACCGAGUUUGGGGAUACCUGCACUAGAUAGUAGCAAGCACACAAUUAACUGCUGAAAGGGGUUCUUGUGUUGUUUAUAUGUCCCAAGUUUUCAGGAGAACCAGUGUGGUUCUGAAACCGCUUGACAAACUUGUUUCUUAUUCACCACAUAGAUUGCUCUGUUUAUAUUCUUCUAUUUCCACCUUUCUCCCUUCUUCCUUCUGCUGCAAUGCUCUGUUUCCAGUUUUCCUGCCAAAACAUGGAAUUCUCAGCAAUGGAAGGUGUUGCUCAAUUGCUGAGAUCUUUGACAGUAAUGAGGGCUAGAAACCUUUCCUCAAAACCAGGAAUUUAAUAUUCUCAAGAGAUCUUGCAUAUAUGUGGUGGUGGUACAUGAUGCCUACAGUCUUAUGAUGCCUUACAUCUUGCAAAUGGAGAGUGUUGUGGAAAUGUGUCUUAUUUAGAUUAUGUAAUGCUGCCUUGUGUAUAAACCGAUUCUGCCUUAUUUAAUAGUUUAUUUAUGAUAUAAUUUUUUUAUUCUUGAAGAGGAGUUAAGCAUUGCCUCCUCUUCCCCACAUAAUUUUGUUGUUUAACAGAUUUUCACCAAACUUUACAUGGGGUGUUUUAAUUUUUGUGAAAACCAUUGUGGGAGAUUUAAUUUUUCAAAAAGUAUACCCUCGCAAGCUUGGAACAAUUUUUCAUUUGUUCAAUUUAAAAGGUAUGUGCUGCUGAACUGUAAAUUAAACCUGUAAAUGGACUCCAAAAGAUAUGCAUUAAAAUAGUAAACAAAAUUUAAUGUUAAAAACAAGUUUAUGAAAAGCCAGAUGAAUAAAAUCAAUAGCUAAAAGUUUAUGCUAAAUUAUGGAUUGAAAGUACCCUUCAGUUAUUGCAAGGUGUAAGGAACAAUCUCUAAAAUCAUGCCCUCUAGUCUUAGUGUGCUUAAAUUCUCUCAGUAACACAUCAUAAUUGUCUAGCAGAUGGCUUUGCAAUUCUUAGCAGUUUUGUCAUUUUCUCCCCCAUCCUCCAGUCCUAUAAGGCCCCGAUAUCGGAUAUACAUUGAAGAGGCAAAACUUGAGUCCAGCAAGAAAAAAUACAUCAAUGCUGUCCUUGCCCAUGCUCAGCAUGCUGAACUCAUAGGUAAGCUGGAGGUGGAAUCUAAAUUUUUCUGGGGUUCCUUUUUUCUGCUGGCAUAAAGUGUUGCCAUUGGGUAAGGGUUGAUUCAUAAAGUGUUUCCCCCCCUUCUCUCUCUGCUGGAGCUGGAGACCUGGUGGCAUGGAAUUUUGUGCAAUUAAUUUUUGCUUUUGUACCUGCCCCUCAACCUAAUUGGGUUGAGACAGGAGUUUUUCACCUGACCUUCCCUCAUAUUUAUUUGCAUUUAUAUCUAUCCUUCCUUUAUCCUGGCUUUCAGGGGAUUAACUCAUCUUAUUACUGCAAAAAAUUCUGAGGCAGUUUCACUUAAGAACGAGCUGAAAUCUGAGAAGUCUUUGUGGCUGAUCAAGGGUUUGAACCCACAUCCCACAAGUCCGUCCCCCCCAAUUCUAGCUACAGUGUCCUGACUCUCCUGGGGCAGGCAACUUGCCUUUCUUGCCAAAAUAUCAUAUGACCAUUUUGCUCAGCAGCACUUUUGUGAUACUGGAUGCCAGUUCUUUCUGCCACAGUGUGCACUGCAUUGUAAAUUAGUGGUGGGCAGGAUGGAGGUCAAGGGAAGGACACAGGUUGUUCUAGAUGGCCUUUAGAUUCUUCAAGACACUCUCCCUGGAGUUGUAAAGAGGAAGGCAGCCCCCUCUGCCCCCUAUCUUCCAAUGGUGGUUUAUUUAUUGGUUUCUUCGGGGGCAAAUGAAGAGACCUUUUCAGGAAGACCAGUUAUGCUGCUUCUUGCCCAAACUCAUUCAGUCUGUCUGUCUGUCUGUCUCUCUGCACAUGCAAUACUAACAAGGUGCUGGGCUGCUUCCAAUGUAUGGAUUGGGGACAAAUCAUGUGGGCAGAAGGAAAACUCUAAUUAGGAUCCUAUUUUUCUUUUUUAACUGUGCCUUUCAAAUUAAUAUGCAAUGUGUACAUUCAGAGUUCUGGCACGUCACACCAAAAUUGCUCAUGAAUGCUUCGUGUAAUGUGCACAAGCUGUUUGUUUAUUAGCACAAACAUGUAUUAUCUUGGGUAGCUUUAGGCAUAGAAUUGGUGGUCUGGCAUGGGAAGGAGAGGCAAUCCUAGGCCAGAGCAGGAAUCAGGGCUCUUGGCUGCUGCUCAAAAAGGGGACUCUUUAAGUAGCUCUGAGUUUUGCUAUGAGCGUGGAGAUGGCUUGAGAGCAGUUUCCCUGUGGCACAGUGCACCAGUAAACGCUAAAUGGGAGAGGGAACUGGGCGGGGGGACCCUUUCCUGUGCCACUGCCUGGUAAGGACAGGCAGAAAACAGCUGAGUGAUGGAUUUAACUCCUAAAAGAGGCCCCUCUUACAAGUCAGAACUUAGGCUGCUGUGUGGCUCUCCUGGCAGAGAGCCUGGGAAAAUGAGCAAGGGCAAAGGAUUACCUCUUGUAUGUGCGGGUUGGGUUAUGACCAUGGAUGUUGCACUUCUCCCAUGGUAUGUGUCCACAUGUGUGAGAACACAAUGCAAGGCCAAAGUCAUUCCUGCUUCUUGCCAGCAGGUGGUGCCAGAACACAGUGGUGGAAGUAGAGCACAGCCAGAAUGCAGCCAGAGAAUGACUUGACUGUGGCUGACUGGGCCUGUUAACCUGUUGUUGUUACCCUGGGCAUGCAGCUUCUACUGGCUCCUGGGGACAGUAGUGGGUGGCAGUGACCUCACCAGUCUUCCAGUUGAGCCUUGACUUGGUUUUUAAAACAUGGGUGCAUUGAAGGUUAGGGCUUACUUCAUGCAUGGGUGCAUUGAAUCGGUUAUGGGGCUUUUUAAAUGCUGGUGAAUGUAAACAUUGGAAGCUAUUUCAAUAUCCCAGCUUGUGAUGGGGAGGCAAAUUCCCGUUGCUAGCAACUCUUUGCAAGUAACACUAGACACCCUCCGCUUCUGCACAGCCUUCAGGCAACUAAAUCAUCACUGGUGUUGAAGAUAUUGUUUGCUCCAGUGAGCCAGGGAGGAGCAGGGUAUAGGUUUGUGGAAAGAUUUCUUACUUCCUGCCUUUCCCUGACUGAAAUUCUCCGCUCAGGAAAUUAGCUUUUACAGGUCAUUAGCAGCAUAAUGGGGCAUUUCAAACAGUGCAUCUACAACCUGCUGUCCAGAACACUUCUGAGGCCUCCCUUAUCCUGAGUUGGCAUGACUCAUCCUUAUUUGGAAGAUCCAUUCUAAAGAACAGUGUGUUUCAGUAUUUCACAGGAAACUUAAUUUGUGGUUCCACAGUAGCCAUUUCUUCCCCCAAACCCAACAUGCAUGUUUAGACCAUCACCAUAGGAUCCUUACAUAUUUGACUUCCUCUGUGUAAUACACUGCCUAGUAUAGCGUUCCCCAGUCUGGUGCCCUCCAGGUGUUUUGGACUACCAGCACCCAGUAGCCUCAGCCAUACAUGGUUCAGCUGUCUGGAGUUGAGAAACAGAGGGCACCCAGUUGGGGAAAGCUGACCUAGAAUGUGGCUAGUGCCAAAGAUGCAUCUUUUAACUUUAUUGAACCUCAGGGGUGGCCUAUGUGGUACCCUCUACAGCAGCUUCCAUUAUCCCUAGCCAUUGGCCAUAGUGGCUGGAGCUAAUAGGAACGGAAUUCCAACAACAUCUAGAGGGCAUUGCAUUACCUACCCCUGUGGUACCUGAUGCAAACACAAAGGGUUGCAUUGCCUUGCUCUGCCAAAUUUCAGAUGAAGUCAAUGAGUUGCAGCAGCUGAUGAUGACCGUGACUGCUGAAAACCGCUACGGGGAACCCGGAUUUGCACACCCAACAGACCUGACCGUAAGGUACUGUGUCACCCUUCAUGAAACCAAGGGCAGCAGGACCCCAGUGGCAGGUUUACCUCCCUAAGAAACAGAAUAACUUGCUUAAAACUGUUUUCAAGACGGUAAAAAAGCUGCUGAACUAAGAAUCUUGUGGCACUUUAAAGACUGAUGCAAUUGUUAUAAGCUUUUGUGCACUAGAGUCCUCUUCAGAUGCAUUAAGUCACAGUUACCUGUUUGGGGGGUGGGAAUAGCAAACAUUGGGGUCAAACAGCAUUGAAAUGGGAGAGAAAUGCAGAGUGGUAAUUUGCAACCACAGUAGUUGGUGUAUGAAACAGGGGAGGACUAUUGCUUUCCUAUCCUGGUUGGGGGCUUCCCAGAUGCCCCUGGCUUAGCUCUGUCAGAACAGUGCUGGUCUACAUACGGACUGAUUCAGCAAGGUGUAGUAGAAGAAAAUAUUCCAAAGGACAGAUGGGAUUCAGGGUGGGUGGGAUGGGGUGCCUCCUUUGCAUUUGCACUUGCUUUACAUUGAUUUAUACUUACUGUUGUUCUACCCCUAACCUGCAGGAACUAUGCGCAGCGAGCUAACAGUACAGCCCACAGAUGUUCCCUUGACCAGUGGGUCGAUAGGAACAAUCGCAACCUCCGUCGUUUUGAGAGUGUCCCUGAUCGCUUCAGGCGCAGCCCUAUCCCAAGCUAGAAGUGUCUCACCAUUGAAAUUAAGUUGUCUUUUAUCUGUGCUUCAAAGUUGAUUGUCAGCUUCAUUAUUAUUAUUAAUUUCAGUUUUUAAGUUAAGGCCAGUUUAUAGUUUGUUUUUGUUAUAAAUUUUUGUUCAAUUUGACCUUGAACUUCUUCUCUGCCAAAUGUUUUAUAUAUUUUUGGCAUUUUGAUGUUUCACCAAGCAGUUUGAUACUGUAUGCUAUGGCAAUUUUUAUAAAUGCUUGUGCCUUUGAAAUA